Peronospora matthiolae is the source of this 798-nucleotide messenger RNA. NCBI's taxonomy places the organism in Eukaryota, Oomycota, Peronosporomycetes, Peronosporales, Peronosporaceae. The record is from the annotation of a GenBank genome assembly.
AUGGCCCUUGCCCUUCGCUACGCAGAAGAGAGCGAGUUCAGCUCUCGCGCGUGCGACAUCACAUGUCUGGAAGCUCCUGACGUGACUCACAAGGCUUUUUUUCGGUGGAGCCGGUCAGUCCGACGUUUGCUCGAGCCCUUGGCUCAUGAUCUUGUCAACAUCAAGACGUUGAUCGUCGCCAUGCCUGGAGCACCGCAUCAGUUCGUGAAGCAGCUGACGGCUUCGUGGACUGCCGUGGGGGCGUUAGUGACCAGUGACCAGAUGACGUGUUCACCGUUGGCGGGUAUCAUAUUGUCUGAAAAGGGACUGGACGUGUCGAUAGCAGGGAAUUGCCUGGCGUUACUGGUGGGACAAGAAGUCACGUCUGCAGCGACGUCGGUGUGGCUCAACAAGCUGCGAACGCAGAUCAAUGCAGAGGACAUUGUGUGCCUGAGCUCGCAGGUAUCGACAAUUUACGGAGACGAAAGUGCAGAGGCAGAGGUCGGUGUUAAGCUGAGGAUGCUGGCGACGUCUGCUGUGACGGAAGAAAUGACAGAGCAGACAUUGGUGCCGUCGCUGGAAGUGCCACAAUUUGUUACUGGGAUUCCAGCGGCUCUGCUUGCGCAUGGGGAGCUGCGACAACGUCGUGUUCGCGUUUUUGUGAGUCUGCGCGAUGUCAGCACGACUGAGGACGACGUGAUGCGGAGUUUUCUGCCCUUAGCUGCGACAGCAUCGUCCGUGCUCGGUAGAUUCGAGCGUCCACUGGUGUACGAGUCAACCAGGAAGAACAACAGCGCGAUAGGCGUACUGUACACGUAA